Messenger RNA from Gregarina niphandrodes, 5607 nucleotides. RefSeq names its product bromodomain protein. The transcript has a single exon. Lineage: Eukaryota; Apicomplexa; Conoidasida; Eugregarinorida; Gregarinidae. Bases 1 to 5607 code for a protein of 1868 amino acids. The record is from RefSeq and is a predicted model, not a curated record. Gene Ontology annotation, molecular function: protein binding.
AUGAAGGGACGGGGAUUAUCGGGGACGGCGUUGUGGGAAUUGAUUGUGGGUGCGGGUCUGGAGUCGCGACCGGCAUUGUAUAAUCUGGUGGACGCAGCGGAGCAAGCAUACUCGCGGAUCGCCCGGCGUCGCCGCCGUCGCGCGGAGGCGAGCGAGUUGGCUUGGCGCGCGGUGCAGGCGGUUUAUUGCCACCGCAACCUGUAUACGUGGGCGAAGAGCAAGACCUACGAGGACCAGCCGUGUGCACUCACACACGUCGUUCGCCUAGGCGCACUCUACUUCGCCACCGCCGGCCGCGACGGCAUGGUCGAUGUCUUCCACUCUUCUACCGCGACCCUCGCCUCUCGCUUCAGGGGCACGCGCUUCAUGGCCCCUAUUUCCUGUCUGGGCGAGAUUGCCUGCCACGACGUCGCCAGCCAACUCCUGCCCCCAACCAAGCGGCCUCCAAACCGGGAAGAGUGUCCUUGUCAAGAAGAAUGUGGAAGUCAGGAAGACUGUCCAAGUCAGGAAGACUGUCCAAGUCGGCGGAGUCCUUCAGACCGGGUGGGCAAGCUGCUGAAGGACCUGCCCGGCACCACCUGGGCCCAACGGCUGGGGCUAGCGGACUUGACCAUUGGCGUCUGCCCGGGUGAAGCUGACUGCUGCUGCACCAGGCGGUGGCUCUGGGUCGGCGACUGCAUGGGACGUGUGCAGGUGUGGGCGUUGUCGGAGGAAUGCGCCUUCGCGUGCUCGCGGCCGCGGCAUGUGCUGAGCUAUGACGCGACCGACGGCGACGGAUGUCUGAGUGGUUCGAACAGACCGUAUGAAGGUCGCGUUUGCCCCCGAGCCGUACAUGCGACAAUCCAGCGGGGCCUCUUCGUCGUUGUCUACUCCGACUCCUCUGUCGUCUUCUGUAACCUCCGUACUCUCAUCUGGGAACGGCACCAGGCCCCCGGCCAGAUGGAGGCCCUCGUCUACGGCGCCGACAUCUGGGUCCCCCCAGAUUUAUUACGAGAAGAAGAACCGCCCCCCGAUCCCGACUGCCAGGAAUCUGAACCUGAAGAGCCCGGAGUAUGGUACCACCCCUUGGGGUCCUGUGGGGACGAGUUCGCCGGGGGGGCGGGCACGGAGUGGAAGCAGACGUCAGAGCGACGCACUGCCAGUGAACAACCGGAACCGGCAAUGCUCUUUACGGUUGGGUUCAAGACACGGCGACUGCUCAAGCCGUUUAUCAAAGGAAAGAGACCUACCGUCAGAACCACAUUCAGCUUGCCGGUGCUCUACUACUACCUCACCUCCAAAAUGGAGGUGGCCCCGGUCCAUGACUACGUUGCGGAACGGCCCUGUCCGCCUGGUGACUCGACGACGUACGUUUACAGCUUAUCCGUGUUUCAGCCGGGAAGUCAGCCAGACAGUCAGCCAGGCAGUUUGACUCAAGAACCACGGGAAUCGAACACUGUACGAUUCCGUUUUUACACUCCCGGAAGGAGCGUGUAUUGCGAUUGGGAAGAGUGUGGAAUUCACUUGUGUCGCGGCAUUACCGUUACACAGUCGGGUUUUUGGCGGACGGCCAACAGUACACCGCAGCCGUUGCCGAUGGCCCAGAACAAGUUGGACUUUGCCGCGUACGGUACUUCGGAUGCGAUCUGGGUGGAGGAUCGGUAUAUGAUGACGAUAGAGUGUGCGACUGUACGCAAAGGUACGAGUAAAAGUCAGGUAACAGUGUUUGAAGUGAAGAGGCCUUCUUUACAAAAAAGCUCUUUGUGGAAGGGUCGGGAGAGCUCAGGCCAGGACCAGGAGUUGGAAUUGGUGCUUACGAGGGAGUUGCCGGGUACGGUCGAGUACUUCGACCAUGUGGGUGCGUUGGUGUUGUUAGGUACGGCGGACACGGGUGAGCUGCACAUAUUGGACAUGCGGGAGUUGCGGUUACGAUGGCGGCACCGUUGCAAAAACGGGAUCGGUUUCACAUGUGGUAUCCUGACGGCUCGGGGUUGCGUGGCGGGUACGGAGACGGGUCGGUUCGUAGUCUUUGAACCCCGCGGGUUGUUGGAUACUAACCGCUACAUGUACACUCCACCUAUCCAGUUCCUAAACACGAGUGGCUCGCCAGUGGUGUUGGGUGCCACGCGGGUGUGCGUGGCGACGAUUUGUGACCAGAGUGGUUUGUCAAUGAGUACGGAGUUGGCGCACCUUCAUGUGACGCCCUAUGUAGCUCGAGCAGACCGUCAUUACUAUGACGACUUUUGCGCAGUCUUGCGUCGCUGGUAUGCGGCCGAGGGUGAGGACCCGGAGGAUGACCCGCAGGAGGUUGCGGCAGGUAUCGAAGCGGCAGCCAAGCGAUAUUGCGAAGCCGUGCAGGGUGUCCUGUCCUUCAACGUCGGCGCGGCGACUGUGCUUGUUGACCCCAACUGCGACUGCUGCCUUACCGUCUGUCAGAAACCUCUGUCGCCGCUGUUUAUUUCGCCACACGCCGGAGGACCCAGUCUGAGAGCCGCACAUGUCGCCACUCCGCGACUACCAACGGAGGAGGUGGAGGAGGAGGAGGAGGAGGAGGAUGAGGAGGAUGAGGAGGAUGAGGAAGAUGAGGCUGCACUCAUCCAGGAGGAAGACGAUGAUGAUGAAGAGGAUGAUGACGAAGCACUGGUAGUCUCUGAGGACGACGUUUAUUUGUAUCACUCUCCGCCAUUUGGGUUUCGCGCGACUCUCGACAGCGACAGUAGCGGCAGCGACCGAGCCUUUGGUCGUGGACGCGAGGUCGAGGACGAGGAGGAAAGGAGUGAAGAAAGCGGCAACGGGGGUAGCGACGGAGACAGUGACCAGCUGGCCGCCGACGGAGACAGUGACCAGCUGGCCGCCGACGAUAGUAGUGUAGAUAGCAGCCCCGCCGGCCGACCAGGGCCCCAAUCGGGUCCGAGUUACUGGUUGCGGAUCCCGUCCGAACAGGUGGCCAUUGAAACCGCGACCAGCCGGGACCAGCCCAAGUGGAACCUCCCAUUCGCGACCGAGGCCGCAUGGGUGGCAGGGACACAAGAUGAGCGACUCCGGCGAGACACGUGGCAGCAUUGGGCACACUUAGCACACCCGCGACCCGCGCGCCCGCCACCAGGCGCCGAAGAAAGUUCCACUGGGGUCGAAAGUCACCCAGCGAACCAUGCAGCGAAACGCAGAAGACGACUGAUGGCCAUCGAUAGCGACAGCGACGUGGACUCGGUAUCCAGAACUCAGUCGGGAACGCAGGCACAGGCGGGGACGGACGCGGCGACCUUUUUGGGGCCGACGGCCUGGAGGUCCGGGGCUUCGGCACUUGGAGUCACGACGACGUCGAUAACCGGGGCACCUGGAACUGGGGGAAAUUCGGCACUUGCGGCGGAAUCCCAGAACAGGGAACGUUCAGGCAAACGGUUGACAAUGGAUGAGCCCGUGACAUUGUUUAGCGAGUCAGAAUCUGUUGGUGACGAUAGCAGCUCGAAUGCAGCGACAGACACCGGGAUGUGUAUUAGGGCAGAUUCCUGUCCCUGGACGGUGAGAAGCUGUGAAGAGGACGGCGACCAUCGACAUGAAGAGGACGGCGACCGCCAGCAGCCUGAAGCGGUUUCCGGCGCAACACUGAACGGGAAUGCGAACGAAAUGAAUCUGAACGGCAUCAAAGCGACCAGCGGUGCUUGUAUUCUUUGCCGCCGAGACUUCGGAUUUGAGGAAGGCGCAAUCCCGUUCGGCGGGUUGUCCUGUUCCGUAUUACGACAUUAUUCUCGGUUGGAUGAACUGAGGGAUAAAUUGGCCUUCCGUCCGUAUGAACUAAAAGGUCCCUUCACCUCGAAGAACGACCCCGACCCCUUUUACCUACAUCGAAUCUGUCUGCUAUCGUUAUGUCCUAAGCGGCCCGGUCCCUUCGUGAGCACGCCGUUCAGCAAGCUGACCAUGGCUGCCUUGCGUAAGGCGAGCAGUCGUUGUCGUCAUUGCGAGAACGAAGGUGGAUUAGCUCUGUCAUGCGCCGUGUGUGGGUGCCUUUCACACGCAAGCUGCGCCUAUGAGGAAGUGGCGGAAACGAAACCUUCCCAAAGGCUACCUUCCGUCAGUGCCAAGACCAGUGUGGAACUGCUUGUAACCACCGGCGUGUUCCUCUGCAAUAAGUAUCAUACACUUCUAGCACUAUACACUCGUGUAGGUAGGGACAAUUGUGUGGGCCCUGUACUUCUCGGGUCCUGUGCACGCACUAGUAUAUGUUCACACACUAGUGUGUCUUCAAAGACUAGUGUAUGUUUACAAACGAGUGUUUUUUUUAGAUGCACUGAACUGGAUUCCUACGGAUAUACUGUGGCGCAAGGCGGAAAUCUCGUAUCUGAGACUCGCUCUGCACAAUUGUUGUGCUCUCUGGUGGAGGGCGACGUUAUCUACGUACCUAUUCCGAACAACAAGUUUGCGAUGAUUGAAAGCGAUUUGUUUGAGAGCCACGUGGGGAUAGUGUUGGACAGUGAGGCUACAUACGGGCUGCUUCCGAUCGCGGAUCCCAUCGCGGCUUCAGAUGAAAGUUCGGACGAAAUUUGUAUCCUCGACUGUUGUACUCCUUUAGUAGAUAGUGUGUUAACGGUGAUGGUCGUAGAACCCAGGGAACACAGGGGGUUUGUCUACAGGAAGUUGUGGUCUUCUUUUGCGACGCCUCCGAUCCUGAAACACAGCGAGGUCUUAAUGGGUACGACCGUCGACAAUCCACUAAGGAGACUCGCCUAUGCAAGUCCUUUCAUAGAAGCUGACAACCCUCAGAGGAUGACAGCGAGACUCACGAAGCUGAUUAAACCGAUCACGGAACCUCCCCGCAGCACAGAUGGUUCUUUUACUGACGGCACAGAUCCAGCCGAACUGGGGAACAAACCCGCAGGCAUAGAACUGAUUGUUGCUGCAUUGCAGUGUCAAAAUGGCUACAAGCCCACAUGCCAACAACCAUGCCGUUUGGUUCCUGCCUCCAUCAUCCCUAGGCCAGUUAUUCUACUCCUCGCCAAAGUGAUAUAUUGUGCUAAAUAUGUGCAGGCGCUUGAAGAUUAUCUCCGUAUUAAACACGACGGGGAAAUUAAACAAGAACAAACUGAGAGCAGAUCUCAAGACACAUCCUCACCACAGGAUGAUACGGAACUUUUCAUAUUUUCAGCCUUUCACGAUACGCCAAGGCCACCAUCCAAACCUGCAUUCCAGCUCCAGUCCGGAGAGCUAGUGCACUGGGAAGACGAAUAUUACCAAAUUAUACCUUGCCCAAUUUCUCUUAACGAAAUACUUCAUCGAUUGCGAAAUGGAUUCUAUAACCGUUUGCCACAAGUGUGGCAUGACGUUAUGCUCUUGCAUAGGAACGCAGUUGCCUUCAACGGUCCGCACGAUCCAAUUAGCGAAGCCGCAGAGGCUCUUGUAAAAUACAUAGCAAGUGGCGCGCUGCAAAAUUUCGAGCUCGCACACGUGUGCGACGACGGCUCAUGGUACCUCGUCCGCCAUUACAACGUUAUAGAGGAAGAUCUGAAUGUGACGGGCCGCAUAUAUGCUGGAAUGAACCCAUUCCGUAAAGGGCUGGAGUUAUUAGCGAACGACCCUGACAACAAAUGGAUAACCGAUGCUGGAGGUGACAACUACAGGGGAUCUUGGUAG